GCUUAGAGAAAGAGAGAGAGAGAGAGAAGGGUCUUCCAUCUUAAUUAUUUGACAAGUCUAGGGUUUGAUUUUUCCAUUUGUUCUACGUAAAACUGUAACUUUCAUUUUACUUUUCCAACCCCAGUCUAUGGAAUAUUUCACUUCUUAAGGUUCAUGUCUUAGUUUAGAGCUAUGCAGUUUGUAAGAAGCCCUAGAUCAUCAAGAAUUCAUCACCAAAAAUGCUAAAAUAUUUACUCCAUCAAGCUAACAAGAGAAACUUUUAGUAAAAAUGUCGGAGGAUAGUGUUGAGAGUGGAUGUAAUUCCAAGACAAGCUCUAAUUUUGGACAAACUGAGGAUGAAGCGGAGAAAGCCUUGAGCAAGUUAAAGGAGGGAGGAAGCUCAAGCGACAGUACAGUUGAAGAGAGUGAAAAGAAGCCCUGUGUGAGACCUUAUGUUCGAUCCAAGAUGCCUAGACUCCGAUGGACUCCUGAUCUCCAUCUCCGUUUUGUUCAUGCCGUGGAAAGACUUGGUGGACAAGAUCGAGCAACACCGAAACUAGUUCUUCAAACGAUGAACAUAAAAGGACUCAACAUUGCUCAUGUCAAGAGCCAUUUGCAGAUGUAUAGAAGCAAGAAGUUGGAUGACCAAGGUCAAGGGAUUUCACAUCAUCACAAUCGUUUUAUGGAAGGUGGAGAUCAAAAUAUCUUCAAUUUGAGCCAAUUCCCAGUGUUCCCUACUUCCCAUCAGAGGCUCAAUUCCCCUUUUAGGUAUGAAGAUGCUUCUUGGAAUUGCCAUGGCAAUUGGAUGCCUAACACCACAGUGGGGCAAAGUAUACUAAACAGGACCAGAGGAGGAUUUUACCCUACACUGAAUCAAGAUUUAUGUACAGGGAUUCCAUCUUUCAUCAGUGAAAGAUCCGCUUUACAAACAAAUGAAGUUAAAGAUGAAAUUGGAUUAUCCAGAGGAAAACCUAGGGAUGAGCUCACUAGGUUGUUUCAUAUAGUUGCAAAAGCUCAAGCAAGAGCCGUUGGUGGAAAUGGAAAUACUUCUCCUCCAGAUUUGGAAAGAACCAUAAAUCUAGAAAAGCAGACUCCUUUAAAAAGGAAAGCUUCAUAUUGUGACCUUGAUCUGAAUUUAUGUCUAGGUGCAAAGCCAAGGAUUAAUGAAGAGAUAAUAAACCAUGAUGAUAAUGAUAAUGGGAGUAGCUUAUCAUUGUCAUUGUCAUCACCAUUGUCUUCUUCAAGGGUUACAAGGUUUAUGGAAGAUGCUAAUAUUGAUGCUACAACAGGGUUCACUCAACGGGCAGUAAGGAUCGGGUGCGAAUCACAUCCCACCCUAAUUUUGGGGCGUGACAGUAAUAUUGAUGCUACGACAGAAAAUGCAAGACAAAGGGCAAGUACUCUGGAUCUGACUCUAUGAAUGAGGACAAUAUUCUAAGUGAGAUCUUGAGGUACUUGUUUCAUGUUAUUGAGUCUUGACUAUGUCUUAGUACCAUUUACCCAAGUUAAUAUUAUUAUUAUUAUUAUUAUUAUUAUUAUUAUUACUAAAUAGUACUGUUGGUUUUUGUUGUCUCUAUGUUAUCAAAACAAGAAGUAUUUCUUAGCGAGAUAUUAUCUACUUCAUGAUUUGAGAA
Lycium barbarum (goji berry) is the source of this 1613-nucleotide messenger RNA. RefSeq lists its product as uncharacterized. The coding region runs from base 269 to 1399 and encodes 376 amino acids. Gene Ontology annotation, molecular function: DNA-binding transcription factor activity; DNA binding. Lineage: Eukaryota; Viridiplantae; Streptophyta; Magnoliopsida; Solanales; Solanaceae. The record is from RefSeq and is a predicted model, not a curated record. The transcript is spliced from 5 exons.